Messenger RNA from Acanthopagrus latus (yellowfin seabream), 3163 nucleotides. RefSeq names its product neuronal acetylcholine receptor subunit alpha-7-like. Gene Ontology annotation, molecular function: transmembrane signaling receptor activity; acetylcholine-gated monoatomic cation-selective channel activity. Lineage: Eukaryota; Metazoa; Chordata; Actinopteri; Spariformes; Sparidae. Gene Ontology annotation, cellular component: neuron projection; postsynaptic membrane; synapse. Gene Ontology annotation, biological process: signal transduction; regulation of membrane potential; nervous system process. The transcript is spliced from 9 exons. The record is from RefSeq and is a predicted model, not a curated record. Bases 345 to 1970 code for a protein of 541 amino acids.
UCAUAGGUCAGCUGUGAAGCCAUUCGUCAGCCCCUCUCCAGCUCGCAGGCGCGUCCCCGUGCCGCUCCGCGUGCCGGAAUGUGUUCAUGACGCAGCGUGAACGCGCCAGGCUCAACUCCACACUCCUUCUGGUCCGUCACUAGUUUUUUUUUACAUUUUUUUUUUCAAUUUCUCACACUCUUGUCUCCCUCCUCCUCCUCCUCCUCCUCCUCCACCACCUCCUCCUGCUCGUCUCUCUCCAGCCUCAUGUUCACACCACCGCCGAGCCGGAGCAGAUUCCCUGUCCAGCCCGACACACAGAGCCCGCUGCCGGGGGCCGGCGGAGUCCACUGAGCGGUGCCAGGAUGCGGUGCCACAAGUUUUUGGGACCGUGUUCGGUUGGAUUUUAUAUUUGUGCCGCAAUGCUUUUCAAAGGCUCCCUGCAGGGAGAACACCAGAGGAGGCUGUACAAGGAGCUGCUGGCUAACUACAACCGACUGGAGAGACCUGUUGUCAAUGACUCAGCCGCCAUCCUGGUGGAGCUGGGCCUCACGCUGCUGCAGAUCAUAGACGUGGAUGAGAAGAACCAAGUGCUGAUGACGAACGCCUGGCUGCAGCUGUACUGGACAGACAUCUACCUGAGCUGGAAUCCAGACAAUUACCCCGGUGUCCAGAACCUGCGAUUCCCUUCAGACCAGGUCUGGACCCCUGACAUCCUCCUUUACAACAGUGCAGACGAGCGGUUCGACGCCACCUUCCACACCAAUGUUCUGGUGAAUGCUUCGGGUUACUGCCAGUACAUUCCCCCGGGCAUCUUGAAGAGCACCUGCUACAUCGACGUGCGCUGGUUCCCUUUCGAUGUGCAAAAGUGUGACCUGAAGUUUGGCUCCUGGACGCACAACGGCUGGCUGCUGGACCUCCAGAUGCUGGACGUGGACACAUCCACAUACAUACCCAACGGGGAGUGGGACCUCGUGGGUGUGCCAGCCAAGCGUAACGAGCUGUAUUACGAUUGCUGUAAGGAGCCGUAUCCCGAUGUGACAUUCACAGUCACCAUGCGACGCAGGACAUUAUAUUAUGGCCUCAAUUUGCUCAUUCCCUGUGUGCUGAUCUCUGGCUUGGCCCUGCUGGUCUUCUUGUUACCUGCAGACUCUGGAGAAAAGAUUUCUCUGGGCAUCACUGUGCUCCUUUCGCUAACCGUCUUCAUGCUUCUGGUAGCAGAGAUCAUGCCCGCGACGUCUGACUCUGUUCCUCUCAUCGCCCAGUACUUCGCAAGCACCAUGAUGAUUGUGGGAAUGUCCGUGGUGGUGACAGUUAUAGUCCUGCAGUUUCACCAUCAUGACCCUCAUGGAGGCAAGAUGCCCAAGUGGGUUCGGGUGGUUCUGUUAAACUGGUGUGCCUGGUUUCUCCGUAUGAAACAACCUGGCGAUGAGCGCAAGCGGCCUGGUUACAAGUACCGCCAUGCCACCCAGCACCACUCAAGCACCAGCUCCAUAGAGAUGGGCAACCUGCCAAGCCUCAGCGUUCCCCUCUCUCAGACUUCCUGCCCUCCUUGCCCCACAGGCACCUCUAACGGUUCCAUGAGCCUCUACUUCAGCAACUACCACCCCAUAGAGAGCUCACACUGUCCACCUUCUAGCGACUCCGGGGUAGCACUAGGGGGACGUGCCCAUGGCACCCCGAGUGAUGAGGCUGAGCCACCUGGAGGAGUUGGCAGUGUUGGAGGCCUGGGGAUGGGAGGUGGAGGGGGUAUGGGCAUCAGCAUCCCCCCACCAGAGAUCCAGCGCAUCUUGGAGGAGGUGUCGUACAUAGCUCAGCGGUUCCGAGACCAGGACCAGGCUGAGGCCGUCUGCAGCGAGUGGAAGUUUGCAGCAGCGGUGGUGGACCGGCUGUGCCUGGUGGCCUUCUCUCUCUUCUCCAUCAUUUGCACCUUCACCAUCCUCAUGUCAGCACCCAAUUUCAUAGAGGCUGUUUCAAAGGACUUCACAUAGCUGGUCACAGCAGCAAUAGAGAGAUUAUGGAUGAAGAAGGGAAAGUGGAUAGGGGGGAGGAGAUAGUGAAGAGGGCAGUAUGUGGUCCCCAACCUACAGUUUGGGCAACGUAUUGGAAAGGAGAUGAGCCACUUAGUUUUUUUUUUAUGAGACACAUUGUAAAUAAAGCCUUGCAGCUCUCCCAAGCUGCUGAAUCAUGUAGUUAACAGAACCAAUCAGGAAACACAGUACUCAGUACAGUAUUAAAAAAAUAAGUAAGUUGAUAGAGGCAUUAGAGCAUUCAAAAUAUAACAUACAUUCAUGUCCUACUGUGUUUUGUCAGUUGUUCACAUUUAGAAGAGGGAAAGACUGCAAACUGGGGAGAGAAAGGUUGGGACCUACUGGGGUGGUAAAGAGAGAGCUGUAUAGGUUUUCUUUUUACAUAUCGAGCAAGAUAUCAAUAACAGGGAAAUAAUGUGGCUGCAAAUGUCUCCUUACCCUGAAACAGUGUGAAUAUCAUUGUAUUAUCUGCACUUUUCAUUAAAAAAACAGCACCACGGUCCACCUCACUGCUUCUGUAGUUCAUUUCAAUCAUCCUAACUACUGUAGUCCUGUAAUGUAUGUACUAUCACGUCAGUCUGAGCUCAUACACCAACUGUUCACUUUCUAAACUGUCGAUAAGGACGUAAUAUACUUUUUCUGACGAUGUACCAUCACUGUAAUGAUGUUUGGUUAGUGACUAGGAUGAGAUGUCUCACUGUGAAUUCUGUCAUUUUUGCUUUUGUUUUAGAUCAACAGAGCAAUUGACGCAAGUUUAGGAUCACUUUUCACUUUGUCUCACCUGUUUUACUUUAGCUGAAUCUGUAACAUAAAAAUAAUAAUAACAACAGCUGGGACAAUGUAUAUAUAUGAAACAUCAAGGAUAUUGUAUCAAAAAGGUCUGUGCUGACUUGUUUGUGCUGGCGUUGGCCGGCUACUGAAUAGGGGUCAGUAUCCAAAGUCUAAAAAGAAAGGAAUAAACAGUUUUUUCCUGAAAUCAGUCAUUUUGAAACAUUGCUUGUGUAUGGUUAUAAUGGUCUGUUUAAACCAUAAGAGAGAGAGAUGGAGUGGAUUAAAUGAUAGCAACUGGUCAGUAGGCUAUACAUACAGGAUAUUACAUAACUGAGGAUAAACAGAGAAUCCCUUUGUCACUUUGUCUCACCUGUUUUACUUUA